This is a messenger RNA of Puntigrus tetrazona (Sumatra barb), 3070 nucleotides long. RefSeq names its product mitochondrial elongation factor 1 (gene mief1). Gene Ontology annotation, biological process: mitochondrion organization; positive regulation of mitochondrial fission. The transcript is spliced from 4 exons. The coding region runs from base 81 to 1439 and encodes 452 amino acids. The record is from RefSeq and is a predicted model, not a curated record. NCBI's taxonomy places the organism in Eukaryota, Metazoa, Chordata, Actinopteri, Cypriniformes, Cyprinidae. Gene Ontology annotation, cellular component: mitochondrial outer membrane.
AAAAUAGCAGAUAAAGUUUUUUUAACAAUUUUUUUUUUUAACAGUUUGACUGAGCAUCACAAUUCAGUGUGGAUUAUUUUAUGUAUCUCACAACGCUGCUUUGCAAAGAGUAUGGAGAAGUUUGUUUAAUAUCCUGUGCAAGAGACAUGCCAUGUAGUUUUUUACAUUUCAGUCUUAUGUACGAUCGAGCACUCAGUGCCCCAUCUAGUCCUACUAAAGCCGACCCGUCAGGACGCAGAAGCUGGGAGGAGCCAAGCUGGCUGGGGUCGUCACCACGGACACUGAAUCGCGACAUGAAGCAGAACGUCAGCCGCUCUCUACAGACGCUCCCCACCUCCUCCAGCUCCUUCAAGCCAGAUUCUUUACAUCGUGUUUUGGGCCGUGGUGGUGGCCGUCCUGCUAAGGCUGAACUCCAGAAGGCACGCAUGCGCCUCUCGCUGCAGGAACACCUCUGGGCCUUCUUUCAAGAGCGAGUGGCGAUCCCUUCAGAAGAGCAGGCUACUGCUCGGCGUGCAGCGCUGGAUAUCUGUGCGGAGCUCAGAGUCUUUCUCCACGCUAAACUGCCGGAUAUGCCCCUGCGAGAAAUGUACCUGAGCGGAAGUCUGUACGACGACCUUCAGGUGGUGACUGCAGACCACGCCCAGCUCAUGGUACCCCUGAUCCUCGAGAAGAAUCUUUGGUCAUCCAUUCCUGGUGAGGACACCAUCAUGAACCUUCCUGGCUUCUGGCUGGUCCGUCGGGAAAACCUCGAGUACUUCCCGCGCGGAAGCAGCUACUGGGACCGUUGCAUGGUGGGCGGCUACCUUUCCCCCAAAAGUGUCCUAGAAGUUUUCGAAAAGCUCGUCGCCGGCUCAAUCAACUGGCCCGCCAUCGGUAGCGUUUUAGAUUACAUCAUCAGGCCCGUGGUCCCGUCGGAAACGCUUACGCUAGAAGUGCAGUACGAAACAGACCGUCGCCUUUAUGUGGACUUCCUCCCAUUGCUUGUUAUGGAGGACGGCGUCUCGCUCAUCGCCAAACCACACCAACUGGCCGCCGAACGGCAUGAGAACCUGUGGCGACAGAGUUUUCGUGUGGCGGAAACGGCGAAGUUGCGCGCGCUCGAUCAGGAAGACGCCGGGUGCCGCUGCGCGUGUCUCAAAGUCACUAAAGCCGUAUGUAAACUGAAUCCAGCGCUAGCGCGGUUAAACGCUAGCCAGCUCACCAAUGCAAUCCUUCUCCUGAGCGAACAGGAGGGCGAUUGGACUCAGGAGGCGCUCGCCGAUCGUUUCAUGCAGCUUCUUCGUGGACUUGUGGGACACCUGGAGGCUGGGAGGUUACCUUGCAUCUUCAACCUUAAAGUCAAUCUGUUCUGUGAGCUGACACCGCAGGAAAUAGACGAACUGGGAUACACGCUAUACUGUGCACUGUCUGACCCGGAGAGCCUUUUGAGAACUGUUUAGCAAACGUGAAUCUACCCCACAAGGAAUUGAGAAGAUGCACGAACCAAAAUUAUGGCAAUGCUUUCACGUCUUGUUCCGUCAUAACCUCAGUUGGUUUUCACACAACCAUAUUUUUGACAGUCAUACCAUCAUAAGUUAUUUCCAGGCACUAUAAUCUCAUCCGUUGGUCAUAUUUUGUGUGACCCAUCUCAUAUCAUUUCAGUGUUUUUUGUCUUUCCUCAGGCACAAUGAAGGGUCAUGACGAUUGUGUGUUUAUCUAGAGAAGAAUCAAUCAUAACUUCAAGCACCAUAAUGUCUUAUGUUUUCCGUUGUUACCCAUAUAAUUUGACAUGUUACAUUUGAUCUGUGAAAUUCAUGAUUUCAUGUUCCCAUUUAUUUGUUACAUGGGACAUUAAAAUACUGAACAGUCUCUUGGAUUCACCAAAAUAUAUCUGACUGUUUUUAGCUUAAUCAGCUGGAUUAUCUGUCAGUUACUAAAUUUCCUGUGAUGUGUUUAUGAUUUCUUGCAACUCUGACGCUGAAAAGGUGAUUAUAUAAUUGAAUUAUUUUUAGUAAACCAACUUUCUGAAAUAUUAAAUUAUUGGAAGAGAACUGAAUUUAAAAGCAGUAAAAAUGCCUAGAAUAACUUUUUCAGGAUAUUUUUCAGGACUGCUCUGUUAUUCAAAAUCAGUUGCAAAGUGGUAGUUUAAGAAAAACAUCACGUUUAUUUGAUCCGAUUGAUUCCUCCCCCAAUAUUUUCAUCUUUCUUGUCGGUUUGUGCCAUUUAAAAUAUGCAAAUGACCAGUUUUACAGUCUCUAAGUUGUCCUUUAAAAGUCAUUUAAUGUUAUUUAAAUGGUCAACAUGGGUUACCGUAGCACUGCUGAAACCAGAUGAACAUAAAUACCUGAAUUAAUAAUCAUAUCGCAUCUUUACAAUGGCUAAACGGAGACAGAUGUGAUUUUUUUUAUUGCAUUACAGCUGCCUAACAAACCAAGGAAACUCGUGCAGACCUCCUUAAGGCUAUAGCAUCAUUUAAGAACACCGUUUCAUUUUGAGGCUGUGGGUUAUAAGGAAGGUCAACUGAAAUGUGUUGUGCGUCUAUGCGCAAAUGAUGUAAAGCCAAAAAAAAAAAAAAAAAAAAAAAGACUUCAUAUAAACAUUUUAGUAUUUUUGUAUCGAUUGUACAGAUGUAACCAAAAAGCAGUGUGAAACUAUUUAUGUAAAUCUUAUGAUCAUUCUUUGUGCUUGGAGAGUGACGUCUGUUAGAACAAAAUACACAAUAGGCUACGUGAAAUGAAAUAUGAAAUGCCAAAACUCGCAGGAGAUCUUGUGUUUAUGUGUUGAAGCGUUUAUUUUGCUUGCGUACCAGAACACCCGCGUCUACCUGUGUGAUGUAGCAGAAACACAUUUACCUAGCGAAUGACAUGAAAGAGCUGCACCGAAUCCAAAAGUAGAUCUGCUAGUGGAGUUCAGCUUGGACUAGUACUUUGCAUGUGAUGCUUGUGCACUCGAUUCUUCAUUUCCUGGUGAUUUGUAUUUUUAUUAAAAAGCAAUUUGUAUCAUUUGUUCUGUAAGAGUGUUCUGUGCCUCGGGUCUCUGUGCUGCGAUGCAGAGCAAAAGGAUGAAAAUAAAGUCGAAUGGAGUGAAACUA